AGUAUAGUCGUGGCUGUUAGUCUUGCCACGUCAUGACACAUGGCUAGCUCACGGAGGGCAGGUGCGUUGAGGCUUGGCAAGCCACACUUGAGAUUUGUACAUGACCAACACCAAAGACAAGGAAGCCAAGGGUGGCGAGGAAGAUGAGAGUGAGCCAAGGUGGAGAAUUGGUGACCGAGUGUACGCUCUUUGGGCAGGCAACAACUGCUACUAUGUCUCUACCAUUGCUGAGGUCAGUGAGGCGGACAGGACAGUGGUUGUCACAUGGGACGAUGCAGACACGUCUCACCGCAGAGUGUCGUUCGACCAGGUCAUGCGUCCCUCUGACGAGACUACUGCCUGGAGCAGAGCAAGGAUAGAAAAGAGAGCCACUGUGCGGCACACGAAGCAGAAGGGAAGAUGUCUCUUCACCAACGAGGCUUGCGAACCAGGGCAAGUGGUGUUUGUGGAGAGGCCUCUGCUGGUUGCGCUGCCAGCUGUGGCACCCAAACUCUGGGAGUGCCUGCAGAAGUUGCAUGAGGUGCAACCUCUCAACCUGGGCACCAUCACUUUUCAUUUUGCUGCGCUUGUCUCCGUGCUCACGCUGGAGCCCGGAGACAUUGACGUUAUUCGAGACAAGUAUGUGCCUGAACCAGAUGAGGAGCCCAAUGAGGAUGUGAUCCGAAUUCUGAAGGCACUUCAGGAUGCAGAGUUGGAUGGAGAGAGCAACAAGAUUUGCAAGCUUGAAGCAAAGAGCUUUCAACGGCUUGUGUCGGCUUGGCGCUACAAUUCUUUUGGGCAUCAUAAAGAGGAUGGCCUGGUCUUGUACAACAGGAUAUCAAUGUGUGCCCAUUCUUGCGAUCCAACGUGCUGUUGGUCAUAUGGAGAUGAAGAUGCUUUUGUCCUUCGGAGCCGUAUGGCCUUGGAGAAGGGCGGAGAGCUGACCAUCUCCUACCUUCAGGACGAAGACCUCUUAAAAAGCACCAGUGUUAGACAGCAAAAACUUCAAAACUGGAAGUUCACUUGCAUGUGUCCCCGAUGCUCCCUCAAAGUGGAUGUUGGACGGGGUAUACGCUGUCAGAGGUGCAAAGUUGGAGUCCUGUACCCACAGGUCCCAACUGGCGGCUUUGAAACCUGCAAGGUAUGUGGUAGCAGUCCCUCUUCAGAGGAUACUCAAAUGCUCUUGAAUAUGGAGGAGGAGUAUGUGGCCCGAGUCGACUCGUUGGACAAGAAGGACUUGGAUGAUGUGCAAACUGUUUACCAGGCAGCCCUCGACAUCUUCGAGAGGCAUUGGAUCCUCUAUGUCAUGGACACUAUUCUGUGGGAAGGCCAAAGACAAAAGAACAUCAUGGAAGCGAUGGAGCACCAGCGCCGACGGAUUGAUUUCCAUCAGCAUUACUAUUUCAGGCCUACCUUCAUCUUGGCAUGGUGUCACGAGGAGUUAGGUGACUGCAUGGUGCAGCAAUUUCCAAGCCGAAAAUGGCAUCUUAUGCAGGAGUUCCAACGAGCAUAUCAAAUGCUCGCCAUCCUGUGUGGGACAACGCACCAGUAUACUGCCAGUCCUUACAACAAGCUGUGGCAGGUUUCAAGCACCAACAAUUCUGCAAAUGCGAAUGGUGCGAAUACCGAAACCAGCGAAUCUCGAAAGCCCGUAGCACAAGUGAGCAUCAGCAUGUAACAUGCCAAAUACGAAAAGAA
This is a messenger RNA of Durusdinium trenchii, 1677 nucleotides long. The record is from the annotation of a GenBank genome assembly. NCBI's taxonomy places the organism in Eukaryota, Dinophyceae, Suessiales, Symbiodiniaceae.